Messenger RNA from Prunus armeniaca (apricot), 525 nucleotides. NCBI's taxonomy places the organism in Eukaryota, Viridiplantae, Streptophyta, Magnoliopsida, Rosales, Rosaceae. The record is from the annotation of a GenBank genome assembly.
AUGAAAAACCUUGGAAAGACAAAAUAUUGUCUUGGCUUACAGAUUGAGCAUAGUGCUAAUGGGAUUUUGGUGCAUCAAUCAACUUAUACUGAAAAGGUAUGGAAGCAGUUUGGCAUGCAUAAAGCCCAUCCACUUAGCACUCCAAUGGUCGCUCGGUCGCUUGACACUAAGAAAGAUCCAUAUCGUCCAAAAGGAGAUGAUGAAAUGCUCCUUGGUCCAGAAGUACCAUAUCUUAGUGCAAUAGCAAGAUACAACUCUGCUCUAACAAGUCGACAUUGGACCGGCAUCAAACAUAUUCUACGAUAUCUUCGUGGGACAACAGACAUGGGCUUAUUCUAUUCCAGUGAAUCGACCAAUGCCCCGAGUAUUGUUGGAUAUGCUGAUGCAAGAUAUCUCUCUGAUCCACAUCAUGGAAGCUCACAAACUUGGGUAUGUGUUUACAUGUGGAGGAACUGCAAUCUUAUGGCACUCAACGAAACAAACAUUGGUAGCCACAUGAAGCCAGUCGUGAAUGCGUUUGGUUAA